AUGAAGGACGACAAUCAUUACCUCAUGUACCAAAAGGAGUGUGAUCCAGUUACGAUCGAUCUGCUCAAAGUACGACCGGAAGAUAUCGCCAGUCAAAUUACCUUGAUUGAUAUUCCACUGUUCAAAGCAAUCACUGCCCAGGAAUUGUUAAAAGGAGGCUGGGGAAAGAAGAAUAAACAUCUGGAUGCAUCGAAUAUAGUUUCAUUUACUGAUCGGUUUAAUUCCGUUUGUCUGUGGUGCCAACGAGAAAUCUUGUCGUACGAAAAAACAACUAAACGUACCGAAGUUCUGGAACAUUUUAUAAAAAUUGCAAAGCAGUUAUACAUUCUGAAUAAUCUUCACUCAACGUUUUCCAUCAUCAGUGCCCUGCAAAGCCUUUCAAUACAUCGUUUGGUGAAGACUUGGAGUCUUAUUAGUCGACCAGAACGUGCAGUAUUUACGAACUUGAAGUUACUAUUUGAGAGUGAAUGCAACUGGAAACGUUUGAGAGAGCAUUUAAAUUCGGCUGAAUUACCUUGCAUACCUUAUAUAGGUCUGUAUCUUACUGAUCUAAGUUUUAUUGAUGCUGCGAGUUGUGUUGUGAAGAAGACAUAUACUGUAUCUCUGAACAAAGAGCGGAAAAAGAAAGAUAUUAUCAGUCGAAUUUCUUAUUUUCAAAAAUCAUUAUAUGAUAAUUUGACUCACAUCGAAUGUUUGCAAAAAUACCUUAAUUCGUUACAGUUUCAUGAAGAAUUCAUCAAAUUUGAAGAAGAUGAUUUGUUCAAGUACUUGAAUAUUGUUUCGGAAUUGCUUGAUUAUAUGAUAGAUAUUAUUAUUUUUAUUAUUCAUUUUGAGGAUAGUUACCAUUUCAAAGAAUGUAAAGUGUUUAGACUAUCAUUGGCACGUGAAAAUGGUUCACAGUGUGCUUCAGCAUCGUCGCCUGCUGUCGAGUUCUUACGUCGUGCUUCACUUUCACGAACUAUGCGAGUAUUAAACCGUUUCCGUUCUAAUUUUCCAUCUAUUGAAAAAAUAACGCAUACAAUGACUCCUCAACUGCCAUCAAAAAAUCACCAUCAUCGUGCUAUCGUUUUUGGUAGCAGAAGAGCUCGAAGUCUCAGUGCUGGUUGGAACACAGGAGAAGUAAAUCUGUCAUUUCCUUUUGAUGCAGAAUCAGUGGAUGCUGAACCUUUUCAAGACAUCGAGAGCACUGAGUCACCCGAUUCAAACUUUGCGUCAGAAAAAAUCUUGAGACAUACAACUUAUGUAGUAGAUUCGUCUUCUCUGGGUCACACCUUUUCAUUCACUCCACUAAAAACGUCUACGUCUCUUAAAUGUGCUCCAUUGUUAUCACCGAAAGCUCGAUUCAGAAGUUUUGAUAACAGUGGUGACCAAUUGUGUCUUAUUGAUGAUGAUGAUGAUGAUGACACCAAAGUUGCUGAUUAUGCUGGCGAAGUUUCUGUUUUAACAAUUCGUAAAAAAGGAAGCAAGCUAACAAAGAUCAAAUGUAGCCGAAAAUGUUACCUAGAAUUGCGGUCUUCGCAACUGUAUCAGUUUUCUCGACGACCUGUUACCAUUCUUUCAAAAAAUGACAGAGAUAGUUACAAUAAAAAGGCAAACAAAAUAAUGAAAUUAGAUGAAAAUGGAUGGCGUGUCAUACAUCAUAUCAAUUUGCCAGAACCAUCAUUUGAAAUGCAUCACCCACCUACUGGUAGUCGUAUUUAUCGUUACAUAUGCAAGAACGAAACAGCUGCAUUAGAAUGGUACAAACAUAUUCAAGCAGCAAUUCAAGAUGCGUUAUCUUCUGUACCAUCUACCUUAAUUACUUUUGAUUGA
Thelazia callipaeda (thelaziosis nematode) is the source of this 1812-nucleotide messenger RNA. The record is from the annotation of a GenBank genome assembly. NCBI's taxonomy places the organism in Eukaryota, Metazoa, Nematoda, Chromadorea, Rhabditida, Thelaziidae.